Terrapene triunguis (Three-toed box turtle) is the source of this 2844-nucleotide messenger RNA. Its product is annotated as sorting nexin-30. The coding region runs from base 198 to 1520 and encodes 440 amino acids. Gene Ontology annotation, molecular function: protein binding; phosphatidylinositol binding. The transcript has 9 exons. The record is from RefSeq and is a predicted model, not a curated record. Lineage: Eukaryota; Metazoa; Chordata; Testudines; Emydidae. Gene Ontology annotation, cellular component: cytoplasm.
UCGCUGCCGCGGCGGCUACAUUGUAUCUUCCGCGUCCGGCCCUGCGCGGCGGCUGGGCGUGGAGUUCGCGGCUGGGUUCUGGCCCCGCUCCGCCGGGCUGCAGCGGGCGGGGGCGGUCGCGGUCUCUGCUUCGGGCCGCCAGCGCCUGCCUGGGCCCCGGGGUCCUUGCCCGCCUACGGCCGCCGCCGAGCGCAGCCAUGUCGGCCGGGGGCGGCGGGCUGGGGACCCCCCGGGCCCUGCCCUCCUCCGGGCCCCGGGCGCUGCGGGACAUGCCGCACCCGCUCGCCGCUUCCAGCAGCGAGGAGGCGGCCUCCGAGCUCACCCCCAGCCCGGACCUGCUGCUGCCCCGCAGCUUCGCUGACAAGGAUCUCAGUCUGCCCAAUGGCACUCCUGUAGAUACUUCCAGCCCAGCCUCCUCCUCCUCACUGCUCAACAGACUGCAGCUGGAUGACGACUUGGAUGGGGAAACUAGAGACCUCUUUGUCACUGUCGAUGAUCCCAAAAAACACAUCUGUACAAUGGAGACGUACAUCACGUACAGGGUUACAACAAAGACCACACGGGCAGAGUUUGACUUGCCAGAAUACUCCAUACGCCGACGGUACCAGGACUUUGACUGGUUGAGGAAUAAGCUGGAGGAAUCUCAGCCAACACAUCUCAUUCCCCCUCUUCCUGAGAAAUUUGUGAUGAAGGGAGUUGUUGAUCGCUUUUCUGAAGAAUUUGUGGAGACGAGGAGGAAAGCUUUAGAUAAAUUCUUGAAAAGAAUUGCAGACCAUCCAGUACUUUCUUUCAAUGAACAUUUCAAUGUGUUUCUCACAGCCAAGGAUCUUAAUGCCUAUAAAAAACAAGGAAUGGCGUUGCUCUCCAAGAUGGGAGAGUCCGUAAAAUAUGUCACAGGCGGUUAUAAACUCAGAAGUCGACCGCUGGAGUUUGCAGCCAUAGGAGACUACCUAGAUACAUUUGUUCUCAAGCUUGGAACCGUUGACAGAAUAGCACAGCGGAUUAUCAAGGAGGAACUGGAAUACCUGGUGGAACUGCGAGAGUAUGGACCGGUUUACUCCACCUGGGGUGGGUUAGAAGUGGAGCUAGCAGAACCUCUGGAAGGAGUGUCUGCCUGUAUCGGGAACUGCUGUACCGCUCUCGAGGAACUGAGUGAUGACAUGACAGAGGACUUCCUGCCUGUACUCAGAGAGUACAUCUUGUACUCGGAGUCCAUGAAGAACGUCCUAAAGAAAAGAGACCAAGUUCAAGCAGAGUAUGAAGCAAAAUUGGAAGCUGUAGCCUUGAAAAAAGAAGACCGCCCCAAGGUGCCGGCAGAAGUUGAAAAAUGUCAGGACCGAGUGGAAUGCUUCAAUGCUGACCUGAAAGCCGACAUGGAGAGAUGGCAGAACAACAAGCGCCAAGAUUUUAGGCAGCUGCUUACGGGAAUGGCCGAUAAAAACAUCCAAUACUAUGAGAAGUGCCUUACGGCGUGGGAGUCAAUUAUACCACUAUUACAAGACAAACCAGAGACCAAAUAAGAAGCUCCAUAGCCCACAGACUGCUCUACACAAGUGCACAGUACCACUAAACAACCUACUGGAGCUGUAUGAUGCACUACUUUGUUGAGAGUUACCUGAGAAAUGCCAGCUAUGCCUAGACUGGUACAGACCCAUUGAAAAGCAUUUGGACUUUUCCCUCUUUUUGUGUUAAGAUGUUUCAUCUUUUGAGUUACCGUAACGGUUCCUUCUCCAGCCUGUGGGGUGAUCGUGGGCUUGAUACACAGGGAUCAAGUCGCUUCUUGAUAAAGAAAACUUUACCUCUUUAUUCCAGAAGGAACUAAUGAGUGGAAUACUAAAACGAUGAAAAUAAAACUCUAAACUGCAAGGUGCCAAUAUGACAUCUUUAUUACCAUCCUCUUUGUUUGCUAAAUAAGGGUUGAUUCCCAUGAAACAGUGCCCACCAACCCACCCUUCUUUUUUGUGUGUUUUGUUUUUUUUUCUUGAUGGAGAGGGAAUGGCCAGAAGUGGACACUUACUACAAUUAGUUAACUCCCUGGAUUAAGCAAUUUUGGAGCUGAAUCUUUGUGUGGGAGUUUGGGCUGGUCCUAGAUUAGAACAUACUGACACUUCUGCAGAAAGCUCAUGAUGCAAGCCUGAACUGUGGUUCAUGUGUGUCAUGCACUCUGUUCGUAUUGAAUAUUUCAUACUCAUUUGUUUACCUUUGGUGAUAUGAAGUAAUGUAAGUUGGCUGAAGCGCACAUGUGACAGAUUUGGGGAUCAAAGGAGGACUGGCGUGCGUGGGGGUGGGGGUGAGUUUAUGAUGUAGCCUUACAAAGUGUGUGAUGGGAACAAACACAAGUCUGUUAACCUUUUAUCCCCAAAGCAAGCACAGACAGUUCUGUGAUAGGAUUCUUUGAUCCAUGCUUUCACUUGUUUUCAGACUAUAAGCUAGAUGGGAAUCCCUCUGAAUCUCCCUCUGGCCUUGAUCAUUUAAAACAUACCCAUCGUAGUAAGGAUGGGUUCUUGCUUUUUGCCCUUUUUCUUUCACAGCAGCCAAAACCCCCAAAGAGUCAAGUGCUUGCUGACACCAGGCAUCAUUGUGCAUGUGUGAAACUUGCCUUAAACAUGUCAAUGGCAGGUGAUAGAGGCAAUACCUUCUUUUCCCCAUUAUGUACAUUUAGUGGUCAUGCUUGUCUCUAUUGAUCCUCAUUGAAAGGUCGUCUUAAGAGUUGCCCUUUUUAGGUAUAAAUCUAUUUUCCUACCAGGUUUUGUCAACCUUAUAGUCUGCAGAAUCUUUUCCUUUCCGUAUCCAGUCUCUCCAGUUCACCGCCUUUUUUGCUCUUUAGUACCUGCCAAAGGAAAG